AUGCUGAUUGACACUGCCUGUAAAAGUUUGCAAGACAGUUUAGUGCAAACUGGUGCCGGACAGUUGCGUUCUGAAAUUUCUCUCAAUAAAUCACCGCUUGUCAUUUACCCUUCUCACUUCAGAACACGCUCAAAAAAUGACUAUCCCGACAUAAUUGAGGAACAUGUUGAAUCCACCCUCCAUCAGGAUAACAUGACGGCUUUUAUCACGCUAUUUCUCUUCGAAUUUUGGCUUCUCUGUGCCAGUCUCCCACUUUCAGUCGAUCCUGGCUCAGGAAACGGAGAAAAUAUUGUAUAUUCAAGGGUUGGAUCGACUGUCUCAUUACCCUGUUCAAACGACUCUUUACCAAACGACGCGGAGUCUGUCUGGUCUGGACCAGCUUUAAAUGAAACUCAAGUGUUGAAUACCGAGGUUACCACAAAGGAUUAUAUUCUGACAAAAAAUCUUAUUACCUUCGCCAACAUCUCUCAAGACGUCUCUGGCGUGUAUAACUGCACGGUGUAUUUCGCCAACGGUACUAUCACCUUCCAAAGGGAAAUCAAAGUCUUAGACUGGCCUCUUCUGCCUCAAUCCAUCGUUCUCGAAAAAGUGAAUGAGACAGCAAUACGAAUUUCACGAUUAGGUGAGGAAUAUGCGGCUUCAACUCAGGUCCAUGAAAUUAGUAUUUUGAAGGGCGGCCAGCCUGUACAAUCGCGGAAUGUUUCUGCAUCCUCAAAUGAAACACUGUUUGGUGGCCUCAGUCCGUUCACUAACUACACUGUCCUACUUAGCACUCGUGACAUUCUCGGUCCUGGUAAAGGGUCUCAGGAGUACAACAUCUGCACUGAUCCUGGGCGACCAACAACCAGACCUGAAGUAUCCCUCAUCAAUGUGACAAACACAACUGCAACCUUACACCUCGUUGCUCCCAAUCUCACUCAGGCUGUUAGUGGAGAUUUCUGUCUCGAAGCUUACCUCUCUGCCGAAGGUGUGUUCGGACCGUUUCAUGGAUUUAGGAUCCGCUAUCAAGGCAAACAGAAAGAACAUGAAGUCUUUCCUACCAACUCCGACCGUCCACUUCGACAUAAUGAGACCUACCUUUUGACGGACCUCUCGCCAUUUACCGAAUACUGGGUGACAGCAGCCAUCUCCAACGGACGCUUCUUUGGACCGUCUAGCAACCUCACUUUUCGAACCCUGGAAGGUGUACCUGGCCCUCCUCCAAAGAUAUGGAUUGAGAGAAAAACGGCAACUUCCCUCACUGCCGAAUGGCAUUCUCCGGGCAAUCUCCAGGGUCCCAUAAUCGGCUACAAGUUCAAGGUACUGCCCUCUCCUCCUCUUCCUGCUUAUCUCGUAUUCUCCUCUUCUAAUCUAGUUGGAGUCUUGGCAGAUGGCGCUGACAAUGAUGAUGAUGAUGAUGAUGGUGGUGGUGGUGGUGAUACCGAUGCGGCUUCUUAUGCCCUGUCCGCAUGCGACGAUUCUACGCCAAUCCUUAUGUCGACCUCGAACGUCACCCACUUUGUUGCCAGGGAUUUGAACCAUUCCACCUGCUACUGGAUUCAGGUCGCCGCGGAGACUGUUGCUGGCACCAGCAACUUCAGUAGUUAUAUCAUAGCCUACACUCACUGCCUGCCCCUGUCCAUUCCACAGCUCAGCAACAUCACUCUCGUGCCUGAUGGUCUGCAGCUUGCAUGGUUGCAGGAGACACCGGAGGCACUAUCAGCAGAUCGCCUGCGCUUUGCCGUCUGUAUACAAUCCUCCGCUCUGGACAACCCUAAUUGCCACCUGGUUCAGUCGAAACCCCUCUCGGAGGCAAAUCGGUACCUGGGCGUUCUUCCGCGGCACAUCAUAAAUAACUACAACGCCGAGGAGAUCCUCUUCUCCGUCCAGUCCGCUUGUCGUCCGCCAAAUUGCCUGGAUGGAUUAAACUGUGCCACGAAGAGCAACCUUUCCAAUGCAUUUAAAAUUAACUUACAAGCUCUGCUACAAUCACCUCCCAAGAGCUCUCGUAUGGAAUUGGAUGACAAUGCCAUUGGGGGAAUAAUAGGUGCUGUCUUUGUUCUUCUCAUGAUAUGCUGUGUUGGACCGUUUUCCUUCCUGUACUGGCGAUCGUCAUGCAACUACAAGGGUUACGAGGUUGCGCGUCUGAACGGCGAUGCGGGCGAUCAGCGGACACCUCUGGUGUUGACAAUGAUGCGCUUUGAAGAUUCACCACACGAGCCUAUUCCGGCCGCGGACUUGCCUCAACGCGUUGCCCUCUAUCACGCGGAUGAAGAUGCAGGCUAUCAGGCGGAGUUUGAGGUUUGUAAUCUACAACGCUCUUAUCCUGAUAAAAAUUGCGUUGCUGGUGUCCAUUUUAGUAUCGGAAAUCUGCUUUUUACAUCCUGCAUUUUUUCAACAAUGAGUCUAUUCUCACAGAUUCCUACCUGA
Messenger RNA from Dibothriocephalus latus, 2409 nucleotides. Lineage: Eukaryota; Metazoa; Platyhelminthes; Cestoda; Diphyllobothriidea; Diphyllobothriidae. The record is from the annotation of a GenBank genome assembly.